CAAAAAAACAGUGGGAAAAAAAUAGGUCCUUUCAAGAAAACGACAGCGCGAGGAGAUUUGAUCGCGCUCCUCCAGUCCAGCCUGACCCCUUCCUCAAGAUCGUUCGUUCGAUUCAAUCUUAUCUCUCUCUCUCCCCUCUUCCAAAAUUCAAAAUAUUCUCCAGUUUUCUUUUAUUUGGUCGAUCAGCUACGGAAGUGACCAGACGAGCGCACAAGAGAUCGAAGAGUUGAGUCAAAGUUGUAGUUGGAAGGAGGGGCCAUCCUCCGAGCCGCGAGGGCAUGUUUGCCCCUCGAAAGCUAGGGUUUUGGAGGCUGUAGCAACGUGGUAUUUCCCUUUUUGGGUUGGAUUUGUUGGGCGUUAAGUUGUUUCUCCCUGUUUUGCCUCCGGGAUUAGCCAGUUGUAUUCUGGGAUUGGAAAGUUGACAUUUUUGGCGGUCUUUUAAGAAGACUCUCUGUGAUGGUGACGAUUGAUGAGUAGGAUUGGUGGGUUUGGAGAAGGAGAUGGUGAGCUAGUGCUUCCCGAGUUCCCGGAUGCCGAGCUUUGCUUCGUCGGCGGGGGUUCAGAACAACAGUACAGAGGGAAACACAACAAAUCCAUCCAGAGAAUCAUGCUUUGGGCUGCUCAAGCAGUCUAUUGCAGUUCAUAACGAUCUUGAAGCUACAACUAAACAAAGCGGACAAGUAAUUGUUUCAUAUCCUUCUCAAUUUGGUCAUUUCACUCAACAGCCUCUAGCUUCCGUUGGUGUUACAGCUUCAGCUUCUAAGGUUGAAUCUUUGGGACAACAACCUCACUUAUUAUUUUUGAGCAGUCAAUUUGAGAAUUGGGGAGAUUCGACAAUGGCAGAUGCUAGUCCUAGGACAGAUACCUCCACAGACUUGGACAUUGAUGAAAAGAAUCAGAUGUUAGAGCAAGGACAACUUGCUGUAACUGGAGCAUCUGAUUCUAGUGACAGAUCAAAGGAUAAAAGAUUGGACCAAAAGACACUUCGCCGACUUGCUCAAAAUCGUGAAGCUGCCAGAAAAAGUCGGUUAAGGAAAAAGGCCUAUGUACAACAACUUGAGAGUAGCAGAUUGAAGCUUACUCAGCUUGAGCAAGAGCUCCAAAGAGCACGCCAACAGGGGAUUUUUAUCUCUGGCUCAGCAGAUCAAUCACAUGCUGUGGGUGGAAAUGGGGCCUUAGCUUUUGAUGUAGAGUAUGCACGAUGGCUUGAAGAACAUAAUCGGCAGGUCAAUGAAUUAAGAGCUGCAGUGAAUGCUCAUGCCAGCGAAAACGAUCUUCGUUCUAUAGUAGAUGGUGUCUUGUCACAUUAUGAGGAGAUAUUUCGGCUAAAGGGCAUUGCUGCCAAAGCAGAUGUCUUUCAUAUACUAUCAGGCAUGUGGAAGACACCAGCCGAAAGGUGUUUCCUAUGGCUAGGGGGUUUUCGUUCAUCUGAGCUUCUUAAGCUACUUGCCAAUCAGCUGGAGCCUCUUACAGAGCAGCAACUAAUGGGCAUAUGCAACCUCCAGCAGUCAUCACAGCAGGCUGAAGAUGCUCUCUCUCAAGGGAUGGAGGCAUUGCAGCAAUCUUUGGCCGAAACAUUAGCCGGGUCUCUUGGCCCGUCUGGAUCUUCGGGGAAUGUUGCAAACUACAUGGGUCAGAUGGCCAUGGCAAUGGGGAAACUUGGGACUCUUGAGAAUUUUCUUCGUCAGGCCGACAACCUACGGCAGCAAACCCUGCAACAAAUGCAUCGGAUUCUAACUACACGUCAGUCUGCACGUGCACUUCUUGCAAUACAUGACUACCUCUCGCGCCUUCGUGCACUGAGCUCGCUUUGGCUUGCUCGGCCCCGCGAGUGAGGUGCUAAAUUUGAUUGCUCAUUCUGAUUACUUAUGACUGUAGAAUUGAACCGUCUCAUCAGUAGAGUAGCUUGGUCCUCUCAUGGUUGGAUUAGUUGUUGCUUAUUAGCUUGUCGGAGGCAAAGAUAGUGUAUACUAGCGACGAGAAAGUCGACGUCAGUCAUGCACGAUGUACCAUUUCCAUGUAAGAAACCCUACCAAUGUUUUAAUUAUUCUGUAUGCUUGUGAUGCUCAGAAUCGAUUGGUUGCAAUAAUACAUUCACUCAUCUUGUAAUGUUCAGGUGAGAAAUGCACGGUAUUUGUGUAUGUGAUUAACCUUGUGGUGUUGCUUUCUUACUGACUAUUUGGGGUUGCUA
This is a messenger RNA of Zingiber officinale, 2191 nucleotides long. RefSeq names its product transcription factor TGA2.3-like. The record is from RefSeq and is a predicted model, not a curated record. Gene Ontology annotation, biological process: DNA-templated transcription; regulation of DNA-templated transcription. Gene Ontology annotation, molecular function: DNA-binding transcription factor activity; sequence-specific DNA binding. The transcript has 11 exons. Lineage: Eukaryota; Viridiplantae; Streptophyta; Magnoliopsida; Zingiberales; Zingiberaceae. The coding region runs from base 531 to 1835 and encodes 434 amino acids.